GACGAAUCGGUUAGUAACAAUUGACAACAUGUCACGUGUGUUGUUAACAAGUCGUUGUCGCGUUCUCCAAUUCCAGAUGACGACGAGAUACCUGGUGACCGAUCCAAGAUACGGAUUUUUAAAACAAUUAGGUAUCACCGUCGAAAAUCCUGGACUCUACGACGGAAGAUGGGGUGGCUCCGGCAAGUUGAUAGAAUCGAUAUCACCAGCAACCGGCAAGGUGAUUGCGAAGAUUCGGGAGUCCACGCCGCAAGAAGCUAGCAAUACUAUCACAGAAGCGCGUAAAGCAUGGCCGCAAUGGACAUCUAUCCCGACACCAGCGAGAGGAGAUAUUGUCCGGCAAAUAGGCGACGAACUCAGGAGAAAUUUGAAGCCGCUAGGAUGUUUGGUAUCCUUGGAAAUGGGAAAGAUAUUACCGGAAGGUAUAGGCGAGGUUCAGGAAUUCAUAGAUAUAUGCGAUUACGCAGUCGGAUUGUCGCGAAUGCUACCCGGCAGCCUAUUUCCAUCGGAGAGGAAGAAUCACGCACUAUUAGAGAAAUGGAAUUCUCUGGGUGUGAUUGGCGUUAUCUCUGCGUUCAAUUUCCCUAUAGCAGUGUAUGGCUGGAAUAGCGCUAUUGCCAUGGUCUGUGGUAACACCAUCGUUUGGAAAGGAGCGCCGAGUACACCUCUGGUGUCCAUCGCGACCACCAAGAUAAUCUCGGAUGUCUUGGAGCGCAAUGGUAUCCCUGGUUCUGUCGCAUCCUUGAUCACAGGUGGAUCGGAUGUCGGGGAGACUCUAGUGAAUGAUAAACGGGUACCUCUUAUUUCGUUUACCGGAAGUACGAACGUAGGGAGACAAGUGGCACUCAAAGUUCAGCAGAGAUUCGGAAAAUCUCUAUUGGAGCUUGGCGGUAACAAUGCAUUGAUCGUUGCGCAAGAUGCGGAUUUAGAGAUGGCAGUGAGAGCGGCAGUCUUCUCAUGCGUUGGAACAGCUGGACAAAGAUGUACCUCAACCAGAAGAUUAAUAUUGCACAAAAAAGUAAAGAACGAAUUCUUAGGAAAAUUAAAAACAGCAUAUAACAGUAUAUUAAAACGAGUCGGAGAUCCGUUGGAGGACGGAGUAUUGUACGGACCGUUGCAUAAUCAACAAGCAGUCGACAAAUACAAAACAGCAAUUGAGAAAGCUGUGAAAGCCGGUGGCACGAUAGAGUUCGGUGGAAAGCAAAUACAACGACCCGGUUUCUAUGUCGAGCCGACAAUCAUCUCGGGUCUAUCAAUCGAAGCAGAGGUGGUGCAGCAAGAAACUUUCGCUCCGAUCGUUUAUGUCCUGGAGGCAAAUUCCCUAGAAGAGGCUAUCGAUCUUAACAAUGGUGUAGAGCAAGGUUUGAGCAGUAGUCUCUUUACUAAAAGCAUCGGAAAUAUAUUUCAGUGGAUCGGCCCUCACGGAUCAGAUUGUGGCAUAGUCAACGUCAACAUAGGCACUAGCGGCGCCGAGAUAGGUGGUGCAUUUGGCGGCGAGAAGGCUACAGGCGGUGGUCGCGAGAGCGGAAGCGAUGCGUGGAAGCAUUACAUGCGACGCGCGACAAUCACGAUCAAUCACGGGAACGAACUUCCUCUAGCUCAGGGCAUCAAGUUCGAAUAAAUUGACUGGGUUGACCUCGGGAAGAAAAGAUCAGCGCUUCAAUUCAAAUCGUAUGAAAUCCACCUGUAUAUCAACGGAAGCUUUCUUGUGGAAUUUGUAAGCCCUCGGUAGAUCGUAUCUAAGUUCCGCUAUCACCUUUCCUUCGGCGCCGAGCUGUGUCGCCUUCGAAAGAACGUAAUCUCGCGUGCUGCUCUUGUGCAGCGAGUAAACUACGUUGGACGAAAGUUUCAUUGCCACCUCGAGAAAUUUCAUGUCGGUGCCGGCAUUAUUUUUAGUGCCAAAAGGUGGAUUCAU
Camponotus floridanus (Florida carpenter ant) is the source of this 1915-nucleotide messenger RNA. It is a transcript of the gene Aldh7A1, whose product is annotated as putative aldehyde dehydrogenase family 7 member A1 homolog. The record is from RefSeq and is a predicted model, not a curated record. Gene Ontology annotation, molecular function: aldehyde dehydrogenase (NAD+) activity. The coding region runs from base 29 to 1621 and encodes 530 amino acids. Lineage: Eukaryota; Metazoa; Arthropoda; Insecta; Hymenoptera; Formicidae. The transcript is spliced from 9 exons.